CGCUGAAGCAAAUCUGCUCCUCUAUCAGUGCAAUAUUGCGGUCACCAUGCGAGUCUUACUUUUGUUAUGUUUGCUGGCCCCUCUUGGAGUUUUAUGCCGACAUCUGAGCCGUGGAGACGAGAGAGUCCCAGAAUUCAGGCUCAGACGACUUCAUCAUCCUUAUUCUAUAUAUCAAGACGCCAGGCACGGAAGACGUCAAAACCCUAAUUUUCCUGCUUUGCUCAAGAUGUUGACGACGAUAUUUCAAGAAACCAGGCACGAAAGACGUCGAAACCCUAAUUUUCCUGCUUUGCUCAAGAUGCUGACGACGAAUGAACGUGAUUUUGCGACGUGGCUUGUGCAGAAUAAGACUGCUCUGGGAGAAUUUGUAGCAUCGACGGCGGAAGCGGUCAUGAAUCCGAAUCAUAAACCCGCGGUCGAUCCUGCACAAAGUGCACAAGCUUUACUUUAUGAAGCUAUGAAAAACCUGUCCCCCGAACCUACUACAUCAACGACCGUUAUACCCCCCCAUGUUAUCUCCCUUCUUGCCCCCCUAGCUAAAAAGGCUGCAGUUGAGGCGGCACAUGAAGCGAUGAAAGACGACCCAGAUAGAUGGGUUGCGGAGAAUCCAGCAGUGCAAGCCGCAAUAGACGCAGCGUUAGACCAAGUCAUACAAGAGACAUUAGACGCAGCCGGCUAAAGACUCCACCACUCCAAUUACUAAUAACCUCCACAUAAGAUGAUUUAAUUGGUUAAAUAAUAAAUGAAUAUAUUAAAAUAA
Molecule: messenger RNA, 760 nt
Organism: Cydia pomonella (codling moth)
Lineage: Eukaryota; Metazoa; Arthropoda; Insecta; Lepidoptera; Tortricidae
Exons: 13
Coding region: 47-679 (210 amino acids)
Source: RefSeq, a predicted model, not a curated record